UCUGAAUGUACUUUUUCUUCGCCCCCGGGAGUGGCUGCAGCUUCGGAAGCUGGGAGGAAACGGAUCCCUUUUGGAGCGGGCGACCGGGGAAACUUGUCGCUCUCUUUUUAAUGCGGAGUAUUUGAGACCCCGGGGGUUGUCGUGGGAUAAGCCUUUUGCGGUGACGUGGGCAAGAAAACCCAAACCAGACGAAUCCAGAGGUCCCUUCUCUUGUUGGAUGUGUUUGGGAGAUUCCAUCUCUUGAGCCGGAGUAAAGAGAGAGAAAAAUGGCUGCUGAGGAGGCAGCUUCUAUCCUCCAGGAGAAGAGUAUCCGGGAAUUCCUUCAGCGGAAACCAGGAGAGGAGAUUAAACAGGAGCCGUGCGAGGGGCAAAUUCAGCGGUGGGAGGUCCAGUGGCAGGAAUUCCUGAAGACAGUGGAGUCUCCUCAGUCAGGAUUGGGAGCGCCAUCGAUGCCAGACGAGCCCACCCCAUGGGACGAUGCCAAGGCCUUCCUGGCCUCCUUCGAGCAAGUGGCCGAAGCCUGCCGGUGGCCCAAAGAAGAGUGGGUGACCCGACUCCUGCCGGCCCUCAGCGGUGAGGCCAAGCAGGCCUUUAGCAGCCUGGAGGGCCGAGACAGGAAGGAUUAUGGGAAAGUGAAGGCGGCCAUCUUGCAAGGGGAUGCCAUCAGCAGAGAGAAGCAGCGCCAGCACUUCAGGCAUUUCCGCUACCACGAGGCCGAGGGGCCGAGAGGGGUUUAUAACCGGCUCCAAGAACUUUGCCGGCGAUGGCUGAAGGUGGAGAGGCACUCCAAGGAGCAGAUCCUGGAGCUGCUGAUCUUAGAACAGUUCCUGACUGUCCUGCCCCCGGAGAUCCAGGGCUGGGUGAGAGAACGUGGCCCGGGGUCCUGUGCCCAAGCGGUAGCCCUGGCUGAGGAUUUCCUCUGGAUGCAAAGAGAGUCUUUGCGAUGGGAACAACAGGUGGCGACUGCAGCGGUGCCCUUGCCAGAAGUGGUCGCCUCCCAGGCGGAGGCAGAGCCGGCUUCCUCGGAGGCCGGGAAGAGGCCUCUGUGCAUGGUAGUCAAGCAGGAGUCUGAUGCUGGAAACGUGGGCUCACAUGCAGGUGAUUCCUGGCAGAGUGAGAACAGCAGGGAACUGCUUAGGGUCCCGUCAGAAAUGGCUGAGCACCAAAAGCUGGAAGAGAUCCUUGGAAAUCAAGGUGCACCAAGGAGGAGGAUGAGAAAUCACCAAACAGACAAGUGGAAGAAGAACCCAAUUGCUUGUCAGGGUGCCGGGUUCCAUAAUGCUUCCGCCCCAGAAGACAAAGCGAACGAAAAGAGGAAGUAUAAGUGUAAUGUCUGCGGGAAAUUCUUCAGUUAUAAGUCAAGCCUUAAAAUACACCUCAGAAUCCACACAGGAGAGAAACCGUAUAAAUGCCUGGAGUGCGGAAAGAGCUUUAUUCGGAGUGAUCUCCUGGCUUCGCACCAAAGAAUCCACACGGGAGAGAAACCCUACAGCUGCUCAUACUGCGGAAAGAGCUUCUGCGAUCUGUCCACCCUCAUUAAACAUCGACGAAUUCACACUGGGGAAAAGCCGUACGUAUGUAUGGAGUGUGGGAAGAGCUUCAGUCAGAAGGCAAUCCUUAAUUCACACCAACGAAUCCACACGGGGGAGAAACCGCAUAAAUGCAUGGAGUGUGGAAACAGCUUCAGUCGAAGCACCUACCUGGCUUCCCAUCAAAGAAUACACAUGGGAGAGAGAACGUAUAAAAACGUAGACUGUAACAGGAGCUUUUCAGAGCAAUCCAGCCUUAUUCACCAUCAGAGAAUUCAUGUUGAGGAGAACCCAUAUAAAUGCCCCGAAUAUGCCCCAAAUUUACAUCAGCAUGCGUCAUGCAUAGCACAUCAGAAAGUGUACACAUUGAGCGACACUAUCAAUGUUUUUGAACGUGGGGAGAAACUUCAGCUGGAGGCAACAUCUUACGAGACUUGUGAGCAUCCUAGUAAUUAGUCUCUUGACUUGUCGCCUAUGGCGAGUUGACUUUGCCUCCUGGUGACCAGAUGAGCUUCCGCUCCAGCAGGGAUUACAGCCACAUGUGUAACUGCCAUCAUUGCAGAAAGGGGCAACAUUAUAAAUGCUUGAACGGUUUCUGGUGGAAAUACAAUCAGGGGCAGUAGUACAUGUUGCUGGUACUUGGUAACUGGCUAUAGGCUUCUCAGGUUUGAGGAAAAGACGAAUGUCGAGUACUGUCUAUCCUCUGGCACCACCUCCACAUUUUCAUUCACCACACCUACUCCUCAAGCAGACCUUCUUCUCCCUUGUUUAGGUCUGGGCUUUUGUCAAAAUAGAUUUGGUCAAAUUAAACUCAAAUAUUGUCAUGCA
Molecule: messenger RNA, 2357 nt
Organism: Elgaria multicarinata webbii
Lineage: Eukaryota; Metazoa; Chordata; Lepidosauria; Squamata; Anguidae
Product: zinc finger protein 24-like
Exons: 4
Coding region: 267-1985 (572 amino acids)
Biological process (GO): regulation of transcription by RNA polymerase II
Molecular function (GO): DNA-binding transcription factor activity; RNA polymerase II cis-regulatory region sequence-specific DNA binding
Source: RefSeq, a predicted model, not a curated record